Neltuma alba is the source of this 1198-nucleotide messenger RNA. RefSeq names its product rust resistance kinase Lr10-like. The coding region runs from base 40 to 1152 and encodes 370 amino acids. The transcript has 2 exons. The record is from RefSeq and is a predicted model, not a curated record. NCBI's taxonomy places the organism in Eukaryota, Viridiplantae, Streptophyta, Magnoliopsida, Fabales, Fabaceae. Gene Ontology annotation, biological process: protein phosphorylation. Gene Ontology annotation, molecular function: protein kinase activity; ATP binding.
UUUGCAGGUUCAUCAAACAAAUACGUAAUUGCAGGAUCAAUGAUGGGCUCACUUCUAGUGGUGAGUACUCUUGCGGCAAUUCUUUAUAUCAGCAACUCUUAUAAAUCACGGAAAGAAAGCCAAGCAAUAAUUGAGAAGUUUUUGAAAGACUAUAGAGCUCUCAAGCCCACCAGAUAUUCUUAUGCUGAAAUCAAGAGAAUUACCAAUCAGUUUGAAGUCAAGUUAAGGGAAGGGUCUUUCGGUAUUGUGUUCAAAGGAAAUAUUUCAUCUGAGUUCAAGGUUGUAGUGAAGAUCCUCACUAAUUCUAAAGGAAAUGAUGAAGAGUUCAUCACUGAAGUUGGAACAAUGGGUAAAAUCCAUCAUGUCAACAUUAUUCGCUUAAUGGGCUUCUGUGCUGAUGGCUUUAGGAGAGCACUGGUUUACGAAUACUUUCAAAAUGGUUCAUUACAAAAUUUCAUAAAUUCACCAGGCAAUAGGCAAAACUUUGUUGGAUGGAAAAAGCUCUAUGAGAUUGCUUUAGGUACAACCAAAGGAAUUGAUUAUCUUCAUCAAGGCUGUGAGCAACGCAUACUGCAUUUUGACAUCAAACCUCAUAAUAUUCUAUUGGAUGAUGACUUGACUCCAAAAAUAUGUGAUUUGGGGUUGGCUAAACUGUGUUCCAAGGAUCAAAGCAUAGUGUCAAUGACAAACGCUAGAGGAACAUUGGGUUACAUUGCUCUAGAAGUCUUCUCACGAAAUUUUGGAAAUAUAUCUCACAAAGCAGAUGUUUAUAAUUUUGGAAUGUUGCUACUUGAAUUAAUAGGAGGAAGAAGGAUUACCCAUGACACAAAAGAAAAUGCUCCCCACAUUUACUAUCCCGAAUGGAUCUAUAAUAUUUUUGAAGAAAAGGAGGAUGUGAGGAUUCAUAUUGAGGAAAAAGGGGAUGCUAAAAUUGCAAGAAAAUUGGGAAUGGUAGGCCUGUGGUGCAUUCAAUGGCAUGCUGUGGAUCGACCAUCAAUGCAAAUAGUUCUUCAAAUGUUGGAAGGAGAAGGAGACAGAUUACCAAUGCCUCCAAAUCCUUUUAAUUCUGAUGGUCCUUCAACAAGAGAAAGGGCUAAUGUACAAGCAAGAAAUCUGAUGCAAGGUUUAGCAAUAAUCCAGGAAGUAGAGUGAAAGUCUGUAACAGUCAAAUAUUAUAUGAACUUGGUAUUGUAAAUAU